ACAUACAUUAUGUCAAAGACAUUUAAAAAGUUGUCUGUCGUUAACUUAAGUCCUAACUUUCGUGAAUCGGUCGCUAAAGUAUUGGCACCGUUAGUACAGCCAACUGAUGACCAGAUAUUAAUGAAAGUAUUUUACGUUGGGGUCAAUGCCGCCGAUGUUUUGAUAACUGAUGGUUUUGCUUUCAGUAGUGAUAAAUUACCGUUUGAUUGUGGAAUGGAAGCAUUAGGUGUAAUAGAGGCGAUCGGUAAAAAUGUGAUYAAUUUCAAUGUGGGACAAUCAGUAGUGGCAUAUASUAUAACACCAAAAGCAUAUUCUGAAUAUUUGUAUAUAAGUGCCGAUGAAGUACAUCCCGUUCCGAGUAUUAAACCAGAAUUUCUUUCACUUUUUGCUUGUGGUUUGACAGCAGCUAUUGGUUUGGAUGAGGCCGGUCGUAUAAAAUCGGGUGAAAAAGUAUUGAUAACAGCAUCUGCCGGCGGAACCGGACAUAUAGCUGUUCAAUGGGCUAAACAAAAGGGCUGUUAUGUCAUAGGAAUGACAUCAUCUACAGAAAAGGCUAAACUACUCAAAGAAUUGGGAACCGAUCGAGUGAUUAAUUAUAAGACUGAAAAUUUAGACGAAGUGCUCACUAAAGAGUUUCCGAAUGGUAUUGAUGUGAUUUGGGAGACAAUCGGAGGUAAAACAUAUGAAACACUGUUUAAUCAUUUGGCACCAAAAGGACGACUCGUUAUUGUUGGCAGUAUUAGUGGUUAUCAAAGUGAUGAUCAUAUUUCUGACAUUCAAAUUAAUAAUUUAAAUACAAAGUUAAUGUUUGGAAACAAAAGUCUUGUUGGAUUUGGACAGUUAGCAUAUAUUGAUUUGUUACCCAAAUAUCUAAAACAAUUAAUUGAAGACAUAAUGAAUAAUAAACUGAAAACUAUUAUAGAUUUAGGUUAUAAUGAUUCUGACGGAGAAUUUUUUGGUUUGGAUGGAGUAGUCCGAGGGGUUGAGUAUUUGCUUUCGGGUCGUAAUAUUGGUAAAGUUGUUGUCAAAAUUCAAAAUUAUUAA
Messenger RNA from Oppia nitens, 1044 nucleotides. Its product is annotated as prostaglandin reductase-3-like. The transcript has 7 exons. The coding region runs from base 10 to 1044 and encodes 344 amino acids. NCBI's taxonomy places the organism in Eukaryota, Metazoa, Arthropoda, Arachnida, Sarcoptiformes, Oppiidae. Gene Ontology annotation, molecular function: zinc ion binding; oxidoreductase activity. Gene Ontology annotation, cellular component: mitochondrion. The record is from RefSeq and is a predicted model, not a curated record.